Filobasidium floriforme is the source of this 2149-nucleotide messenger RNA. RefSeq lists its product as uncharacterized. Bases 167 to 1957 code for a protein of 596 amino acids. Lineage: Eukaryota; Fungi; Basidiomycota; Tremellomycetes; Filobasidiales; Filobasidiaceae. The transcript has 2 exons. The record is from RefSeq and is a predicted model, not a curated record.
CCCUUCCUGAUGAUUGAGCUCAUUCAGAUCCUAUUGGUACCUGUAGGCACUACGGCGAGCGCGGAGUGCUCAAUCUCUUUGUAUCGCUCCUUCCUCUGUCGUUUCAAGAUCAAGAAGAGACUCGAAGCCUGCAUCACUCCUACUAUCAUCACUCAAAGCGAUCACGAUGCCCCGAGAGCCCUUGGCCAUUCCGGCGGGAAUUGCUAUACACGGAUCUUUCGACUUCCCCAGCUGGGUCACGGAGUCUAUUCACAUGAGGGACUCCAGGGAUCUGGAUGAUGGCGAGAACACCCAAAAUUCCAAUAUCGUAUCAAGCUUCCAUUCAAUAAGCCGCUACCGAAGCAUCGAGGGCACACCAUACGAAACACGCGCGAGUCAUGAACAAAAUAUCGGCAGUCUUAUGACCCCUGUCAAAUGGGAGCAAAGCUGCGGUCCCGGAAUCUGGGCGGAAAUUAUACAGCCGUACGAGAAAAAGAAAUCGUUGCCGAAGUCGAUUACUGCCGCGAUGGCUGCAGCGAGCACUAUCCGUCAAGGCGUCAGGAUCCCAGACUUCUCGUGGGGCCAUGGUAGGAUGAUCAAUGGAACCUUCGAGAUGCAUCACAUAGGAGGCUGUGGCGAGAACAAGAAGCAGAUGCCGUAUGGAACCGUGGAAGAGCAGGAAACUUCGGAGUUCGUGGGCCAGCACAAGAAGGCAUUAGCCAAGGCUGCUUGGUACCUGUCGAUCACCAAUCAGCUCUGCGGUUGUAGGCACGGCGUUGCCAUGGUUAAUUGGUCGUUCCAGCGCUUGUUCAUCCGGAACGAUGUAGCCUGGGACGAUGCACAGCGAGACCGCGUCAUAUACAUCGAGACCGCCUGGUCUGGUGACGACGCGAGUGACGACCCGAACAACCACGCCAAUCUAGCGGAGGGCGCAGAGGGUUCAAUGAGUGCGAAGGAAAUCUUCGACAGCGACAUCUUCGGAAUACACAAGUUGCCUCACCGUACUCGGGACUACGGGGCAGGCUCGGAGACCAAUAUCAACGAGGAUGCGGCAGCGGCACUCUGGAAUUAUGUCAUGUCCAGUUACAAAGACACUGUGGCUUCCGCUCGAGCCCUUCCGCCCGAUAGCGAGCGGUUGUUCACGGCGCCGCGAGCCGUGUCGACUGAGGGGAACAGGCAGCAAAUCGAAAAGUUCGGAGCACGAAUGAUCGCAUCCUCCGACCAAGGCAAGCAGACUGGAGCUGAGCCGCAGUCAGCAUCCAAGACCAAUGCACGUAAAUGUGAGUACGAAGACGAAGAUGAUGGGCCGACUGCGAAGUGGCGCACCGCUCCUGCGUUUCGUGCCAAAUCAGCUGUACAUGACAGAAAGUCGUAUCGUGAAGCCAUCACAGAGCAGACAAAUCAUAUCCCGAGGCGAUCUACUCAUAAUCAGCCGAGACGACCUGGGAGUAUUCACAAUCGCGGGUGGCCCCUGUUCAAAGUGACCGGGAGGAGAAGUGCUCGUCAGCGAAAAUAUCGAAUUACAGCCUCGUAUUUUCUCACCAAACUUUCUCAACACAUCUACGAUACCAACGGAAUCCUACGCAAAUACCUGGCGAAACUCCAUUGUGCUGUCGACCCGGACAGCCUUCCGCCGCUGGUGGCUCGCGAGGAUCAGCAUAUGAGCCACGAUGCGUUUCAAGAAGACGUUGACUUUUCUCAGGAGACCUUCGAAUCGCCCCUUUUGGGUCGGAUCCAAGACGGUGCAGGGACUGGCUGUCAAACCAUUACAUUAGAUGCGGAACUUCUGCCAUCGGACAGCUAUUCUCAAGCCUCCGAGGAUGGACGGACCUGCUACUCUUACGUCUCGCUAUUGCAACACAUGAACGUGAAGUUCCAACUCAUUACACCUGAAACGAUGGACGCUAUCUAUCGCAACAUCGCUCACGAGGAGAAAGACCCCUGUGAGGGCAUCUAUACGAUUCGAGCUACCGCCUGACCUUCUCGAUAUACACGAGCGAGGCUCAUCGGCGAAGCUUUAACGACCCCUUACGAACGGCCUGCACCCAGUGUGGGCUUUCAGUGGAAAGAGCUCAUAGCCUUUUCCCCCCGUCCAGUUACUUUAUAAAUAUCCUCCUAUCACUGUUCCCUUCCAAGUAGUUGGUUUGUAUCGGCCCAUGAAGUCCUUGGU